Oldenlandia corymbosa var. corymbosa is the source of this 2562-nucleotide messenger RNA. Lineage: Eukaryota; Viridiplantae; Streptophyta; Magnoliopsida; Gentianales; Rubiaceae. The record is from the annotation of a GenBank genome assembly.
AGGAGUCCUAACUCUUUAACAGUAAGUUUUUUUACAAACUCCAGAAAGAAGUCCGUUUCUCAGAAAGAACCAUCAGAACCAAUUCCACCAAUUCCUUUCUUGAUUCUUUGUUGUUUUCCUUCUUUACCAUAUAAAUCCUACUAGCAACAAUGUACAAGCAAUCAUUGUUGUUGAAUAUUUUUCCGUAACCGAAACCCAGAAGGUAAUAGAAACAAAAAAAACAUCAAUUUGAACAAAGAUGGUGGCCAGAACAGGGUCAUUCAGGCAGAGUUUUGCUGAGAAAAGGGAGAGAGGGAAGCUGUUGUCUUCUUACCAUACGGGUCUUCCCAGCUUUUAUCACCCUUUGGAUGAUCAGAGUGAGAGACGGUGCUGUUCAUUGUUCCGUGACAAGGUUUUUGAGCUAUGGAAGGAUUCUAAGACGGUUGUGCGUAAGGCCUGGGACAUGGGCAUUUCCGACCCACGAAAGAUUGUGUUCUCAGCCAAGAUGGGUUUGGCUUUGAUGCUUCUUUCCUUCAUGAUUUUCUUGAAGGAGCCGUUGGAAGAUAUCAGCAGAUAUUCUGUUUGGGCUAUUUUAACUGUUGUGGUGGUCUUUGAGUUCAGUAUAGGAGCCACUCUGAGCAAAGGUUUCAACCGUGGAUUAGGGACAUUAUCAGCUGGAGGGCUCGCGCUUGGAAUGGGAAAGUUGUCACAACUUGUGGGAGAGUGGGAAGAGAUGGUUGUCAUCGUUGGAAUUUUUAUCACAGGCUUUAUUAUUACUUAUGCAAAGCUAUAUCCUACAAUGAAGCCGUAUGAGUAUGGAUUUCGUGUGUUCCUGAUAACAUAUUGUUUCAUCAUGGUUUCUGGGUACCGUACAAGUGAAUUCACACAUACAGCUAUCACUCGAUUUGUGCUCAUCGCCUUAGGUGCAGGUGUUGCUUUGACAGUGAACAUAUGUAUUUGUCCAAUUUGGGCAGGUGAAGAUCUGCACAACUUGGUGGCUAAAAAUUUCUCUAGCGUUGCUAACUCCUUAGAAGGUUGCAUCACUGGGUACCUUAAUUGUGUAGAAUAUCAGAGGGUCCCUUCAAAAAUACUUGUUUACCAAGCUUCUGAUGAUCCAGUGUAUAGCGGUUACAGAGCCGCUCUUGAAUCCACUAGCCAGGAGGAUGCACUAUUAAGCUUUGCUGUUUGGGAGCCUCCUCAUGGUCCUUACAAGACGUUCAAAUAUCCAUGGAAAAACUUUCUUGAAGUUAGUGGUGCCUUAAGGCAUUGUGCAUUCAUGGUGAUGGCUUUACAUGGAUGUAUACUAUCAGAAAUACAGGCUCCUGCUGAGAAAAGACAGGUGUUCCGUAAUGAACUCCAAAGGGUAGGUACUGCAUGUGCAGAAGUAUUGCGGGAGCUUGGAAGCAAGGUAAAAAAGAUGGAGAAACUGGAUGAAGGUGACAUGCUGUAUGAAGUGCAUGAUGCCGCGGAAGCAUUGCAGAAAAAGGUGGAUAAGAAAUCUUACCUCCUUGUCAAUUCAGAAAGCUGGGAAAUUGGAAAUUCUGAGGAGCACCAGGUUCCUCAGGAUUUCAUAGACAUUUGUGAUGAUAGAAAUAGAUCCCAUGAACUUACUUCCGCUGAUGAUGUUGUAAUUGACAUUCGAUCACAUCCAAUAUCAAGGAGCUGGGACGGCUUAGGCUAUCGCUCAAACUUGAACUUCAGUCCUGCAGCAGCAGCAGUCCCCUCAGGGAACAUGGCUGACGCACAGCAGGAGCCGCAUCCUGGAAAGGUAUCGCCAGGCGAAACACCUGAAGACAUGGAAUCAAAGACAUACGAAAGCGCCAGUGCCUUGUCUUUAGCAACAUUUGCAUCUCUUCUCAUUGAAUUUGUGGCUAGACUUCAAAACCUUGUUGACUCUUUCGAAGAACUUAGUGAAAAGGCUAAGUUUAAAGAACCUACUUUGGCUGAGGCAGUGGAGCAAGUCGGUUUUGGGGCCAGAUUAUGGCGGCUGCUCAGAUUAUCAAAGAGAGAAGAUACUCUACUGAAAUAGGAGCCUAACUGUUAACAUCAAAGCUUAGAAGCAACCGUAGCAAAAGAUCAACAGAUCAGUAACAGUCUGACAUGUUUAGGAAAAACAGUCUGUAAGAUGAUCAGAGAAUUCUGUUGUAGAGUGCUAACAUUGAUCCUAGGUGGAUCCUUGUAACUGGGAUUAGAUUGGUAAUUGUAUAAAUACUGUUCAAAAGCAUAUACAGAAGAAUUAAACUUGUUGAUCCUGGUUUCUGAUCUCUUCAGUAUGUGUGUUGGAAUUAUUUUUGCUUUGACCUUUCAUAUAUAUUCUCAAAUGCUCUCUUUAAUUAAAAUAUAAUAAGAGUUCUCUAAUGUGCGCAUUCUUAUUUGUAUAAAUUCUUAUGAAAAGAUUUUCAGAUCAAUCACGUCAAAUAUAUCAUUGUCAUUACGCUUACAAUCUAAUUUAAGGUGGGUGUGACAGGGCAUGAAGUAAUGUUCAAUAACAUAAAAUUUAAACGUAAUUUAAUUUAGGAUUUGUUUAAACAUAAACAAUCUCAAAACAUGCUGCAUCUUAAACCUAAAAAUAUUUUCUUACUC